This is a messenger RNA of Populus euphratica (Euphrates poplar), 1651 nucleotides long. RefSeq names its product vamp/synaptobrevin-associated protein 27-2 (gene VAP27-2). Bases 237 to 1367 code for a protein of 376 amino acids. The record is from RefSeq and is a predicted model, not a curated record. Gene Ontology annotation, cellular component: endoplasmic reticulum membrane; plasma membrane. The transcript has 10 exons. Gene Ontology annotation, biological process: endoplasmic reticulum membrane organization. Lineage: Eukaryota; Viridiplantae; Streptophyta; Magnoliopsida; Malpighiales; Salicaceae.
UGCUGUUACACGCUAUUUAGAGAAUCUAAACGGAGUCGUUCCUCUUGACUCGCUUUGAUUUUCUCAGUAGUUGAUUUGGGCUCUGUUUUCAGUUUAAGCUCUCCGUUUCUACACUGUACGUCUCUCCGAUUCAAUACGCUGUUGUGUUUCUGAAGAAAGAGGAGCCACAGGGCUUUGGAUCCUAUGAGGUUUGCUUUUCGAUUUUGAUAGGAAAAACAAAAAGUAAGGAAGAAAUCAUGACACAGCUUUUGGAAAUCCUGCCCAAGGAACUCAAAUUUAUUUUUGAAGUGAAGAAGCAAAGCUCUUGCUCGAUACAGCUUACCAAUAACACCUACCACAAUGUUGCUUUCAAGGUUAAAACAACUUCACCUAAGAAGUACUGUGUGAGACCAAAUGUUGGCAUUGUCGAUCCAAAAUCAACUUUUGAAUUCAUUGUCACAAUGCAAGCUCAAAAGGUGGCUCCUCAUGAUAUGGUGUGCAAAGACAAGUUCUUAAUCCUAAGCACAAUUGUUCCUAUUGGAGCAACUGAGAAGGACAUCACACCUAGCAUGUUUGCUAAAGAUAAUGGCAACCAUGUCGAAGAGGUCAAGAUGAGAGUGGCUUUCAUCAGCCCACCUGAAUCACCCGUACUAUCACCAAUUAAUGGAGUGCUUAAGCAGGGGCCUUUUUUUGAACCUUCUGUGCUGAACGAUCAUGUGCAGAAUAGAGAUGAAAUUCUCACUCCACCACAAACGCAUCAGAUUGCCAAGAGUUCAGAAUUCAAAAUGACCAAUGGCCAUGAAUUCAAUACAGCUAAUGAUGUAGAGUUGAAGCCAAACAAGGAUGGGAUUCAUGAUCAAGAGCUAAAGCCAAAGAAGGAUGGUAUUCAUGAUCAAGAGUUGAAGCCGAACAAGGAUGGGAUUCAUCAAGAGUCUGAGCUGUCAAAUGAGAAGGUUUGGCUACCAAAUAUAGAUGUUGUCGUUGAGAAGGAGUUGAAGCUGGAACAGGACGAAGAGUUGAAGCAAGACAAGGAUGCCAGUAGCAUUGAGCACUCUAAGCUAGCGGAUGAUAUGGAGUCCCCUUCUCUGAAGAAUGAGGAAGUCAUAACAGUGAAUGCUGUGCAGGAGCUGAAGUUGGCCCGUGAUAUUGAGGAGAUGAAGUCAAAAUUGCAUGUACUUGAAUUAAAGCUAAACGAGGCCGAGGCUACUAUUUCGAAGUUAACAGAGGAGAAGAGACAAGGCAAUCAAGAACAGAAAAUCUUGCUAGAAGAACUAGAUGUAUUGAGAAGCCGGACAAGCGUAAAAAGAGUGUACGUGGGAUUCCCGCUUCUAUUUGUUCUUAUGACUGCGUUCAUCAGUAUCAUGCUUGGAUACCUUUUACGCCGUUGAAUACUUAGCCAUUAGAGAUACCUUGUCCAGGUUUGUUCAUAGCUAGAACUUAUAAAGGAUGGAAGACAAGCAUUCACGCUAUAAAUGCUGCAAGGAAAUACCAGGGGACUAGUUAUGUGUGUCCAAGUUUUCUUGCUCCUUGUGCCCUCUUUCGGGGGGAUGCCUUCAGGAUGUCUGUUUGUUGCCUUUACGCACAAAACGAGCAACAAUCGAGCGUAGAAGAGAUACCUUUUAUGGAUGCCUAAUAAAAACACAAUAAAAGACAUUAUUACUGUGUGUAACCA